Molecule: messenger RNA, 1350 nt
Organism: Dioscorea cayenensis subsp. rotundata (Guinea yam)
Lineage: Eukaryota; Viridiplantae; Streptophyta; Magnoliopsida; Dioscoreales; Dioscoreaceae
Product: xyloglucan galactosyltransferase KATAMARI1 homolog
Exons: 1
Coding region: 1-1350 (449 amino acids)
Molecular function (GO): glycosyltransferase activity
Source: RefSeq, a predicted model, not a curated record
AUGGUUACUGUAUCUCUCUCAAAACUCAGCUCCUCCCACUGCUUCUGCUUCAGCUUCAGCUUCUGGCACAUCACCUACCUCUCCUCCAUCUUCUGGAUCGCUGCUUACUUGCAUCACUCCCUUUUCCAUUUCUCAACUAGUACUACUCUUCUACUACCAUCAGCUGAUGAUCCCUGCUCCGGCCGCUACAUCUACAUCCACAACCUUCCCUCCCUCUUCAACUCUGACAUUCUCUCCGACUACCUCAAUGUCAACCUCUCCUACACCAACAUGUGCCGCUUCAUCUCCAACUCUGGCCUUGGUCCUCCUCUAACCAACCAUUCCAUAAUCAGUAGUAGUGCUCUCUACUCCACCGACCCUUACUCCCUUGACCUCAUCUUCCAUAACCGUAUCAAACAUUACCACUGUCUCACCACUAACUCCUCCCUCUCCUCCGCAAUCUUCAUUCCCUUCUAUGCCGGCCUUGACUUUGGCCGCUAUCAAUGGGACUAUAACAUUUCAGUCCGUGAUUCACUUCCCAUUCAACUAGCUCACUGGUUGUCUUCCACACCUGAAUGGCAUGUUCUCGGUGGCAGAGACCAUUUUAUGGUGGCCGGUAGAACCACAUGGGACUUCCGAAGAUUCAAAGAUGAAGACAAUCUCUGGGGUAACAAGCUCUUGCUUUUGCCUGAAAUGCACAACAUCUCAACCUUAGUGUUUGAGUCUGAUCCAUGGGAUUCCAAUGACAUUGCAAUACCAUAUCCCACUUACUUCCAUCCUUCCAAUCACACUGAGCUGGUGUCAUGGCAAGACAGAGUCAGAGGUUUGGAAAGGCAGUGGCUUUUUGCUUUCGCCGGUGCACCUCGGUUGAGCUCAGACUCAAUCCGUGAGCAAGUUAUCAACCAGUGCCGGGCUUCAGCCAAGUGUAACUUGCUUGAAUGUGGGUCUGGACUCAGUGAGUGUCACUCUCCGGUCAGUAUCAUGGCCUUGUUUGAAUCAGCUUCAUUCUGUUUACAGCCACCGGGUGACACACCAACGAGGAAGUCAGUGUUUGACGCCAUGGUGUCUGGUUGUGUGCCAGUCUUUUUUGAUCGAAGAACGGCGUAUGAUCAGUAUACUUGGUAUUUACCAAGAGAGCAUGAAAAGUAUUCAGUGUUUAUAGAGGAAGAGGAGGUGAGAAGAGGAGAGGUGAGUAUAGAGAAGGUAUUGAGUGAGUACAGUGAAAAGCAAGUGAGAGCAAUGAGAGAAGAAGUGGUGAGAUUGAUACCGAGGUUGAUCUAUGGUGAUCCACGGUCACGACCGGAAGGUUUCAAGGAUGCUGUUGAUGUGGCUGUUGAUGGUGUUCUCAGGAGGGUUGGCAGGUUGACAUGA